CUUGAAAAAACUACUUAAUAAGUAAGAUUUGGCAAAACUAGAUGGGUAGCUAGCCCAAAGAGCUAGUCCGGUUGGUUGGCGGGUUUGCUCUCCAUAUAAUUGAUCAGGGUCGGUUUCUCCGAUCAGGCCGCAAGAGCGGAUUUUCUUAGUUCCGGCAUGGAUACUUUGCUUUUGACAGAACCGGAGAGUGGAUUACUUGAGGUGUGCAUAAGCUGCACCGAACACCCCAAACCGUCGAAACGAAAAAAAAAAAAAAACACAAAAAACUAGAUGGAUGGAUAGAUUGACUCUAUGAAAACACUUCACAUACCCAACCCCGUGACUCUAAACUAUACAUAAACCAAACAGACGAGGCAAUUGGAAUACCAGAGAAAGCAAUUCAGCUUCAGCUGCCACUGUCCCCCUUUUCCAUUUUCCAGUUUCCUCGUCGAUAUCUUCUUCAGUACUUUAGGGACCAGAAAUGGAAAGGCAAACAAUAAAGAAACCUCUAAAUGGUAGCAGUAGCAAUAUCCCCAAGGAUACUUUCCCCCUUCAUUACAUGGGCAGGCCAUUUGAGCAGAAAACCACCCUGAAAGAUGCCUCUUUCUCCUCCUACCUCAGACCUGAGCCGCCGCCACCACCCAAGCCAGAAGACAACAGCCGGUUCGCGGUCGACGACUCCGACCAGAUAAGCGUCUUCGAGGCGGAGAAUUACUUCAGCGAGAAGGAUCAGAACAGCAGCAACAAGAGAGACUCUUCGACAGAGAACCAUCAUAGUGACAAAGCUGCUCAACAGAGGGGAUGCGAAUUUUCGGCGAUUUCGAGAUUGUCUUCUGUUUCAUCAACCGACGGUUAUGGCUACGGGGGGAAACUCCGAACCCGUUCGUUCCACGCGACGCCCACGGCUUCGUCGGAAGCGAGCUGGAACAGCCAGACCGGCCUGUUGUCGAAUCCACAGGGGUCUAUUCCAAUCUCGUUGAGAAACAUCCCUUCUGAGAAUAACAAUAAUGCUCGGCGAAAUGGAGGGUAUUCAAGCAAUGGAACAAAAUGGUUUUUGGGCCUGAAAUGCCCAUGCUAUGGCAAGAAUUCUGUUCAAGUCGAGGAAAAACUCUCCGAACCGAAAACAUCAUUCCCUUCAUCGUCGUCGUCGUCAUCGUAUCCCAAAAGACACAGUCCUAAGUCCAUUAACCAUCAUCCAACCGUGGCCGAAAAUCGGUCCAUCCAGUCCCAGAACAAUUCGGUUGCGAAGAAAGCGGAGGAAAGCAUUCCAGAACAAGUGGUUCUGGACCAUCGGUCGUUCUCGUCGGAGAAUCAUUUUCCAUCACACGAGGGCCAUCAGCAUCACCGUCGUCGACGCCACAACCACAACCAAGGUGGUUUGGGGUCGUUUCGCGAUGGUGUUGGAUUCUCUUUCCCGAUAUUGAACCAAUCACUGUCCUCCAAGGUGCAGGUGCCGACUAGAUCUCCGCUGGACGAGCCGCCUCGGGAGUCACUGGAGAUUUUCCAGCCACCGGAAGAAUCCAUGGACGUGCAACAGCGGCGGGGGUUCGGGUAUCCGACGAGUCCAAUGUCGCGGAUGACCGGGACGGAGGAAGACGGGGGGAGCGACGCCAGCUCCGACUUGUUCGAGAUAGAGAGCUUCUCCACGCAAACAACAUCGUACCGUCGCCGAGACUCGCUCGACGACGAGGCGACAACGGCGUCGUACGGGCGGAGGCAGAGCGUGGACGAGCCGGUGACGCCGUCGGUGGCCGCGACGGAGUGCUACGAGCCGAGCGAGGCCAGCAUUAACUGGAGCGUGACCACGGCGGAGGGGUUCGACCGGGGGAGCGUCACCAACUUCUCCAUCAGCGCUUCGGAGUUCGGCGACGUGGCGAACAUGCGGCAGCAGGAGGCGGAGGUGAGCGGCGGCGGAGGCGGUUGGGGCAAGAGGAGGUCAGGGGGAGGAGGAGGAGGGAAUGGAGGGGGGUUGUUGUUGAGCUGUCGUUGGGAGAAGGCUGUCAGCGUGGGUCCUACUCAACAGCAGGGGAAAUGGGGACAAGAGGACGGUGGCGGCGGAGGAGGAGGAAGAAGGGUGGUGGGAGGCGGUGGUGGUGGUCCACCUAUGCCAAUGAUCUCAACAAUGAGGCAUGUGAGUAGUAGGCCAUACAAACGCUAGCUGAUAAAUGAGCCACCUCUACUGUUGGGAGAGUGAAAUUAUACAUUAGUCCGGAAGUACAGCGACCUGAUAUUUUGGACCAUUUUAUAAUUACACAUUUUUGUGAGAUCUAUCACUAAGUAUAUGGACCCCAUAGAAACGUGUGAUUAUAAAACAGUUUAAAAUACCACGUGACGGUACUCCUAAACUAUUGAAUAAAUUACUCGUUAGGGUAUUCGCAAGGUUGUCUACCUCCAUUACCAUCUAAUAUGAUCUGAUUGCUUGGUUUUGUCUCUGGUUUUUGGAACAUCAGCGUGUGAUACCUUCAGCUACUUCAUGCUGUGGUAGCCCGCCCCCCCACCCUUCAUUUACUCUGCUUGUCUGUAGUUGAGGUUUCAAAUCGAAUUCGGGAAUGGUGAUGUGCACCAGCCACACGGCACGGUGGAGAACGGCAACAAACAGCUCAGAUGCUAUACACAGUGGAAAUGAGAUUUGAACCGUUGAAUUGCCGAACAGAUGAUUCGAAUGCCGCACAGAACCGUGCUGCGCCGGCUGAUUCACAACACUAUCCCCCACUUGGUUCAGAUCUUUUAGCAGUUGUGCUAGCACCAUGGCUUUGUGUAUUUUGUUUGUGCAAGUGUUUGUGGUUAUAGAGUCAUUAAUUCCGUUCGGUU
Rhododendron vialii is the source of this 2790-nucleotide messenger RNA. RefSeq names its product protein PHYTOCHROME KINASE SUBSTRATE 4. The transcript has a single exon. The record is from RefSeq and is a predicted model, not a curated record. NCBI's taxonomy places the organism in Eukaryota, Viridiplantae, Streptophyta, Magnoliopsida, Ericales, Ericaceae. Gene Ontology annotation, biological process: phototropism. The coding region runs from base 461 to 2137 and encodes 558 amino acids.